AUGCGGAGUACGUGGGAAAGAAUUUGGCGACAAGAGAGUCGAGUUAGGCUGGGUCCGGUUCUGCAGCCCCAGUAUUCCAGGUCCGGUACUGCCGCCUCAGUAUUCCAGGUCCGGUACUGCGGCCCUAGUACUCCAGGUCCGGUUCUGCGGCCUCAGUAUUCCAGUCCCAGUACUUCAUGUCCGGUUCUGCGGCUCCAGUAUUCCAGGUCCGGUACUGCGGCUCCAGUAUCCCGGGUCCGGUACUGCGGCCUCAGUAUUCCAGGUCCGGUGCUGCGGCCUCAGUAUUCCGGUCCCAGUAUUCCAAGUCCGGUACUGCAGCCUCAGUAUUCCAGUCCCAGUAUUCCUGGUCCGGUACUGCGGCCCCAGUAUUCCAGGUCCGGUGCUGCGGCCUCAGUAUUCCAGUCCCAGUAUUCCAGGUCCGGUACUGCAGCCUCAGUAUUCCAGGUCCGGUACUGCGAUCCCAGUAUUCCCGAUCCGGUACUACGGCCCCAGUAUUCCAUGUCCGGUACUGCAACCUCAGUAUUCCAGGUCCGGUACUGCGGUCCCAGUAUUCCCAAUCGGGUACUGCCGCCUCAGUAUUCCAGGUCCGGUACUGCGGUCCCAGUAUUCCCGAUCCGGUACUGCAGCCUCAGUAUUCCAGGUCCGGUACUGCGGUCUCAGUAUUCCAGGUCCGGUCCUGUGGCCCCAGUAUUCCAGAUCCGGUACUGCGGCCCUAGUAUUCCAAGAUUCCAGGUCCGGUACUGCCGUCUCAGUAUUCCAGGUCCGGUACUGACGCCUCAGUAUUCCAGGUCCGGUACUGCGGUCCCAGUAUUCCCGAUCCGGUACUGCAGCCUCAGUAUUCCAGGUCCGGUACUGCGGUCCCAGUAUUCCAGGUCCGGUCCUGCGGCCCCAGUAUUCAAGGUCCGGUACUGCGGCCCUAGUAUUCCAGGAUUCCAGGUUCUGUACUGCCGCCUCAGUAUUCCAGGUCCGGUACUGCGGCCCCAGUAUUCCCGAUCCGGUACUGCGGCCUCAGUAUUCCAGGUCCGGUACUGCGGCCUCAAUAUUCCAGGUCCGGUACUGCGGUUCCAGUAUUCCAGGUCCGGUCCUGCGGUCCCAGUAUUCCAGGUCCGGUCCUGCGGCCCCAGUAUUCAAGGUCCGGUACUGCGGCCCUAG
Molecule: messenger RNA, 1152 nt
Organism: Ylistrum balloti
Lineage: Eukaryota; Metazoa; Mollusca; Bivalvia; Pectinida; Pectinidae
Exons: 2
Coding region: 1-1152 (383 amino acids)
Source: RefSeq, a predicted model, not a curated record